This is a messenger RNA of Centruroides sculpturatus (bark scorpion), 1179 nucleotides long. Its product is annotated as ankyrin repeat domain-containing protein 16-like. Gene Ontology annotation, molecular function: protein binding. The record is from RefSeq and is a predicted model, not a curated record. The transcript has 8 exons. The coding region runs from base 83 to 1093 and encodes 336 amino acids. Lineage: Eukaryota; Metazoa; Arthropoda; Arachnida; Scorpiones; Buthidae.
UUAAAGUCAAUAUUUUUUUUAACAGAUUAGUGAAAUGAAUCUUGUAAAGUUUAUUAUUAAAUUGUAAAAAGAAAAAAAGAUUAUGACAGAAUUUAGCGACUAUGAAUUACAAUUAUUACAAGCUGUUCAAAGAAAUGAUGUUCCAAAAUUUAAACUGAUGGUAAAUGAAUAUUCUAAAAAAUGUUCUAUUACAUGGAAGAAUAUUUAUCAUAAGAAGUCUGGUGAUACAAUAUUACAUAUUGCAAGUAGAUCUGGUUUUCUGGAUAUUUUGAGAUAUCUUAAGGAUGAUGCAGAUUUUGAACAGUCAAAUUUUGAUGGAAAACGUCCUAUUCAUGAAGCAGCUCAGUAUGGACAGUUAAAAUGUUUACAGUUUUUGUUGGAAAUUGGAGUCAAAAUAGAUUGUUUGAAACGAGCAGAUUGGACACCUCUAAUGUUAGCCUGUACUAAAGAUAAUUUAAAAAUUAUUCAAUGUCUUAUUGAAGCUGGAGCUGAUCCAAAACUUCGAAAUAAAGAUGGAUGGAAUUCUUUUCAUAUUGCUUGUAGAGAAGGACACUUGGAUAUUGUUACUUAUCUGUUAAAGCUAGAACCAUUACUUUGUGACAACAUAAGUAAUAAUGGACGAACACCUUUACAUACUGCUGCACUUCAUGGAAAAUUACAUGUGGUUAAUUUAUUAUUGGACAAAGGAUCUUUUAACAUAGAUGUACAAGAUAGUUGUGGAAGUACACCUUUUAUGGAUGCUUCUAGAUCUGGACACACUGAAAUUAUGGAAUUAUUAAUAAAAUAUCAGGCUGAUUUCAAUAAAAAAGACAUUUUAGGAAGAAAUUCACUUCAUUUAGCUGCACAAGCUGGAAGUUUAGAUGCUGUAAAUUAUUUAGUUAAUAAUUGUAAAGUAGAUUCAAAUAGCCUUUCUGUAAAUCAUCAAACAGCAUUACAUUUUGCAGCCAAGGAAGGUCAAGAAGACGCUGUUAGUUUACUUCUCCAACUUGGAACAGAUUGUAGUGUUAUAGACAAUAAAGGAAGAACUGCUUAUCAUAUUGCUGAAAGUGUUGGACAUAAGAAAUGUUAUGAACUAUUGAAGAAAAAUAACUAACUUUCCUAAUUUUCAAAAGAAUUUUUGUGAAAUUAUCUUCAUAAAAAAUUAUCUUGACAUUAAUAAUAAAUUUUAAUGAUAGAGCA